CUGUCUUAGUGUCUUCCCCAUUUGAUUGGAAAACACGACUCUGUGAGCAUAGUCUCUCAUCCUCCGAUUAUUCCCUUCUCUGGAAAGAAUAUCCAUAACCCAGUGCUUGCAUCAAUUAAUUAUCAAAACAACACCAAACCCAAAAGAAUCAAAAAAAGCCCCCCCAAAAAAAAAAAAAUUAAAAUUCCAUUGGCACUGUUUGCCUGAAACCAGAACCAUCAUGUUGGCCCCUUCUCUCUCCAUAAACCCAUCUCUCUCUCCUCCUCUCUUUGCCUGUAAAUCCCCUUUUCCCCCUUCUAACUUGAAACCCACUUAUCCAAUUUGUGUAAAAAUCGAAUCUUUGAUGUCAAAAAGGAGUAAUUUGUUGAGAAGCUUGAGGGUUAGAGUAUUCAGCGAAAGACCCUGUACAGUAGUUAGCUGUAGCAGCAGCAAUAUGACUGUUAGAGAGUAUGAAGAAGAUAGAAAUGGGGUGGAGGAAAAUAGUCCUCCUUUGCUCGAGCCUGAGAUGAAUUCUAAGCCCAGACGUAUUGCUCUCUUUGUUGAGCCUUCUCCCUUUGCGUAUGUAUCUGGAUACAAAAACAGGUUCCAGAAUUUCAUUAGAUAUCUACGUGAAAUGGGGGAUGAGGUUAUGGUUGUGACGACACACGAAGGAGUGCCUCAGGAAUUUUACGGAGCUCAACUAAUUGGCUCGAGAAGUUUCCCUUGCCCGUGGUACCAAAAGGUACCGCUUUCCCUAGCACUGAGCCCGAGAAUAAUAUCAGCAGUUGCUCGAUUCAAGCCCGAUAUAAUACACGCAUCAUCACCGGGCAUAAUGGUAUUUGGUGCUCUCAUCAUUGCCAAAUUGCUAAGUGUGCCUAUAGUGAUGUCAUAUCACACUCAUGUCCCUGUAUAUAUACCAAGAUAUACAUUUAGCUGGCUAGUCAAACCAAUGUGGUUAAUCAUAAAAUUUCUACACAGAGCUGCCGAUCUCACACUGGUGCCGUCUGCUGCUAUUGCCAAGGAUUUAGAAGCCGCUCGGGUCACAGCUGCUAAUAGGAUACGACUCUGGAACAAAGGUGUCGAUUCUGAAAGUUUCCAUCCGCGUUUCCGCUCGCAACCCGACAGGCCGCUAAUCGUUCACGUAGGACGGCUCGGAGUCGAGAAGAGUUUGGAUUUUCUUAAACGGGUCAUGGACGAACUUCCGGAGGCUCGUAUAGCUUUCAUCGGCGAUGGCCCGUACAGGGACGAGCUGGAGCAAAUGUUUUCGAACAUGCCAGCUGUAUUCACGGGCACGCUCCACGGAGAUGAGCUGUCACAGGCAUACGCCAGCGGGGACAUUUUCGUCAUGCCCUCGGAAUCCGAGACGCUCGGCCUAGUCGUGCUCGAGGCCAUGUCAUCAGGGCUCCCUGUGGUUGCGGCCAGGGCUGGGGGCAUAACGGACAUUUUACCAGACGAGCAGCAAGGGAAAACGGGAUAUCUGUACAACCCGGGUGACCUUAACGACUGCCUGAGCAAGCUCAGGCCACUUAUGAAGGAUCGUGAGCUUAGGGAGUUUAUAGGCCGCGCGGCCCGUUUGGAGAUGGAGAAGUACGAUUGGAGGGCUUCGACUCGGAAAAUACGAAACGAGCAAUAUAAUGCGGCUAUUUGGUUGUGGAGGAAAAAGCGAGCCCAGUUCGUGAGGCCUUUCCAGUGGCUGUUCAGGCGUGUUUUUCGGGCUCCGGUGGCCGGAAUUUGAUUGUGGGAUCCGGUUUUUCGGGUUACUAUUUUUUGACUUUAGAGUGUUUAUUAUAUCCUUUUUUUUUAUUGUGUAAAACUAUCAUAUUUCUGAAAGUAAAAUGGCUCCGGGACUUAAGGUAUAAAGAUGUAUGGUAUUAAUCUAAACUAGUACGUAGCCCGUGCGAUGCACGGGUCUGAAUUUCCAGAUAGCCUGUCCAUUAGGUUUAAAAAAAUAGAGUUAGAUCGUCUAUUUUACACCUCUUUUGAUCAUCGUUAUUUUUUACUCUAGUAUGUAAAUUAAUUAUUAGCUCUAGUAUGUAAAU
This is a messenger RNA of Striga asiatica, 2018 nucleotides long. The record is from the annotation of a GenBank genome assembly. NCBI's taxonomy places the organism in Eukaryota, Viridiplantae, Streptophyta, Magnoliopsida, Lamiales, Orobanchaceae.